Oncorhynchus tshawytscha (Chinook salmon) is the source of this 1037-nucleotide messenger RNA. It is a transcript of the gene rnf4, whose product is annotated as ring finger protein 4. Gene Ontology annotation, biological process: positive regulation of transcription by RNA polymerase II. The record is from RefSeq and is a predicted model, not a curated record. NCBI's taxonomy places the organism in Eukaryota, Metazoa, Chordata, Actinopteri, Salmoniformes, Salmonidae. Gene Ontology annotation, molecular function: zinc ion binding; transcription factor binding. The transcript has 8 exons. The coding region runs from base 257 to 823 and encodes 188 amino acids.
UGCCCACCGGGGCUGCUGCUGCAUGUUGUUCAUUCUAUGAAGGUGGGGCGUGUGGAUGCGAUCAGCCAACCCAAACCCAACCCCAAAGAAGAAGAAGCGUUUCCCGUUGUAUUUGGUUAGCAGGCUGCAGGAGAGAGGAAGUUGAUUUUCAAAAAAUUACCGUUAAAUUGGUCUCGAGUUUGAGUCGGAACAGAUGUAGAUUUAUCAGCGUGUACUAUAUUUUACCGAUUUUCAUCCACACCUUUCCCAUCACAACAUGAGCAGUACAACACAGAGGAAGAGAAGGACUGGAGCCCCCUCAAGUUCCAGACGCACAGCCAAGAGUAGCAGAGUCACCACCACUAUGCCACUUCGUGCAGCAGCCGCUGCUGAGACCAUUGCUGUGCUGGAGAGCAGUAGGACGAGCAGUGAGGAGGUGGUGGACUUGACAUGUGAAGGUUCUGAGUCAACUGUGGUUGACUUGACCAACAAUGAUUCUGUGGUGGUUGUCGAUGAAGGGCUUCAGGGCAGACGUGGACUUGGCGGUGAGAGUUACGUGCUGAGCAGUGAUGAGGAGGGGGAUACCAAUGGGAGCCUCAGUGCUGAUCUUCUAUCUUCUCUACAGGCCAGCAGUAGAGCCAGGUCUACGCCAGGUACAGUCAGCUGCCCAGUGUGUAUGGACUCCUAUGCUGAGAUCAUUGAAAGUGGCAGACUAGUGGUCUCCACAAAAUGUGGUCACCUUUUCUGCAGUCAGUGCCUCCGCGACUCACUGUCGAGAUCCCACACUUGCCCAACCUGCAGAAAGAAACUGACCCACAGGCAAUACCACCCCAUAUACAUCUGAUGCCAAACACCCAUGACUCAUCCACCCACUGGUUUCACCCUCCAAACCUGCAACACUUUGAAUCAUACCUGACUAUCACUGCCCCCUACUGGACAAGCAUACCUUUUUGUUUACAUACACAUUCAACCGAUGUUUCUUCUACAAUGACUCUCUCAUGCCAGCAGACAUUCACCUACAUUUAAAAAAAAAAAACGUAUUCCACCUAUUCUCGUAC